GGGGCGGUUCUACAUAUGGGCCCCUGUGGAACAACUCCUGGCUCCUAUACCGAAAACAUACACUGCAAAUAUUGAAAUCUGAGUAGAAAUUCAUGCACCAAACCCUCUGGGCUUACAAUGUUAUUCUCUUACCUGGCUCUUCACUCUCAACAGUGAUCAUCCUCCGGAUUUCUUCCCAGACCUGGACAACAUACACUGAACUAUCUUAUGAAGAAGAAUCUUAAGAACCAGGGAUGAGCAUGAUGAUAAGAGAUGAAUCCACAACAGAGCAGAAAACACAGAGAUGAAUAUAAAGGGGUCAACUGAAAUCAGGAUCAAAAAGACAUCCCUGAUAAUGAGAUCAAGAGCUUACAGACGUAUUUGCAGUCCAAAGUUCCGACCUUUCUACCUCACCUUGGUUUUGAGUAUCAUUAUUCUGCUGCUGUACAGUAACUGGGUCACAUAUUUAACAACAUAUGAAGUAGUCAAGACCCCCAACAGUAUUGCUAAACACAGCUGCUCCUUCCAUUCACUACCACCAAAGGAGGCUCAUUUGGCAGACUUACUAAAACAAUUAAUUAUCUGGCCCAAAGGACCGGAUUUAGCAUCUUUCUUCUUCCUGUAUGACACCAGUGAUCCAGCUCGGAGCAGCUUCACCAUUCUGCCACCUAAUGGAGGGAGAAGUUGGCAUGUAGGAGAUCAGCUGGAGGUUUUGAUUAAGAUGUAUGACUUCUAUGGUCGCCCUAAGGAGUUUGGUGGAGACUUCCUGCUAGUUCGACUGCACAACCCUAUUCUUGAUGCAGGUGUGGCAGGAAAGGUGUUGGAUCAUCGCAAUGGCACCUAUUCUGCUAUAUUUUCUUUGCUCUGGGAAGGACGUGCAGAGGUUGAGGUGAUCUUGGUCCACCCUAGUGAGGGAAUUGUGGUGCUGGAAAAACUGACCCAGGAGCAGCCGGACAGAAUCUAUUUCCGUAGCCUCUUCCGUCAGGGUUCGGUGAAUAAAUCCGCGAUCUGUAACAUAUGCCUUAAUAAACCUCACAGGCUGUGCAACUACUCUGAUCCCAUCACGGGUGAACCCUGGUUCUGCUACAAGCCAAAGAAUAUAAGUUGCAAUGCUAGGAUCACCCACUCCAAAGGAGGAUUCAUACAAAACCUACAGCCAAUGGAGGAGGAGCUCUUUCAAAUUGGUGUCAACUUGAAGGUGCCCAUUCCAGCCUCAGGACCUGCACAUAUCCAAGUUCUGAAGAAAAAGGAUGACUUUUAUGAAUCAGCUUUCAACUACUUUUUGGACUAUCCUGGUGAAGUGAGAAAUGCUGUCUCAAAUGGGCCUGCGGGUUAUUACUACCUCGGUGUUUGGCGAGCACUGGAUGGCACCACUGUUCACCAGUUUAACACAGCCACAGAAAUCAGUCAGUGCCUGAAAAACAAAAGGAUCCACCUGUAUGGAGACUCCACCAUCAGGCAGUGGUUUGAAUAUUUAAAUGGAACUCUACCAGAUCUCAAGGAGUUUCCCAUGGAGAGCUUAAAUCAAACAGGACCUUUCCUAGCCUUGGAUUAUACAAACAACAUUUUAUUGACUUUCCGCAGCCACGGACCUCCCAUCCGUUUUCGCUAUGUGCCUGUCAGCCAGCUUCGCUAUAUUGCCAAUGAACUUGACCGUGUUGUUGGGGGAGAAAACACUGUUGUAAUUAUUGGCAUCUGGUCUCACUUCAGCACAUUCCCCGUAGAGGUCUACAUUCGACGUCUGCUGAACGUUCGGAAAGCAGUGGUCCGGCUGUUAAACAGGGCUCCAGGUACUCUGGUCAUCAUCAGGACUGCAAACCCCAAAACACUGACGCUAUACGAGAGUCUGACCAAUAGUGACUGGUAUUCCUUACAGCGUGAUAAGAUCCUGAGGGCAAUAUUUCAGAGAGUAAAAGUAAAGCUGGUGGAUGCCUGGGAGAUGACUGUAGCUCACCACCUGCCACACAACCUCCAUCCACAACCUCCCAUUAUCAAGAAUAUGAUCAAUGUUAUUUUAUCCUACAUUUGUCCCAAAGGAGCAAGUUGAUAAAGAGCAAAGAGUAGAGGGGACUUUGAUGAAUGUGAUCGAUGUUUUCUAUGGAUGUUUCUUUUGUUUUUCUAUUGUGUUUUCUGCUGUGUUUUGUGGUGGACAGAAAGAAAUCAACCUUUAAGUUACUGUAACCCACUCAGAAAAACUGGGUUAGAAUUCAGCCCAGAUAAGGAAAGUAUUUGCUCUGAUUUGGGUUAUGACUUGUUGGUUUUUUCUAUUUGUAAUUAAGGCCGUGUUUUUAACCUCCCGUGACCCAAGCUUUUGAUUGGUGUAUCUUUUUUCUUUUUCUGAUGUACAUGGGAUUUGUAGGACCUAGGAAUUGUAAAAGCUCUGCCUCAGUAAAUUAACAAUUUCUACUUUCUAGUUUUUUAACAAAAGAAACACACGACAAAAAAAAUAUAUAUAUAUUCUUAUAUCUUAUGUGAUAUCUUAUAUCCACCCCUUUUAUUCAUUGCACAAGAAAUUGCGUCAUUUCAGUUACAGUAUUUACAUCACUCAAUUCUCAGUUAUCCACAUUAACUGUGAUUUCUUUUAUAGUAUUUAAAUCAUUUCAUAAGUAUUUAAAUAUUCAAAAUGUAAUACCAUCAUUAUUAUUAACUGUCAUACAUCCUAACAUUCAG
Cyprinodon variegatus (sheepshead minnow) is the source of this 2649-nucleotide messenger RNA. Its product is annotated as NXPE family member 3-like. Bases 284 to 2026 code for a protein of 580 amino acids. The transcript is spliced from 10 exons. Lineage: Eukaryota; Metazoa; Chordata; Actinopteri; Cyprinodontiformes; Cyprinodontidae. The record is from RefSeq and is a predicted model, not a curated record.